CAAUCUCAAAACCCAAAAUUUACAUCUAAAAUCCGAAACCCAGAAUUUGAUUUUGCUUGAAAACCCAACAAAAUUGCAAUGUCAGCCGAUUCAUCCAGCGACGACAAUCACCCGUGCUACAGAACCGCGACGGCGGAGGAAUCCUGCGAGUCUUCGAUUUUCGCCGACAGCUUCCGCUCCCUAGACUUGCCGCCGGGUUACCUUCACAUGAAAUCCAGCAGCAUCCUGGCCUCCCCACGCGUCCGCAGCGCGCGGGUGUACACCAAUUCCGUCGACGAAUUCGAGCCAUCUUCCUCCAUCAGCUGCCGCUUCUACGACGACUUCAGCUUCGUCGACAAUUCCGAUUGCGAGACGGGAUCCGAAACCCACCUCCUGAUCGACCGGAGCCGGCAGCAGGUUCCGGCGGCGCUGAAUUUGAAGCCUCCGCCGGCUCGGAAUUCGUCCGGGGAGAUAAAGGGGGCGAGGUCGCUGACUCCGUCGCGGCGUAGGAGGUCGCACUUCCACGUCCACCGGCGGAGCCUCUGGAACGACGAUUUCGACCCUUUCGUCGCCGCCUUGAAAACUGUGAGGAAGGACGUCGGGGAGAAAUCCGGCGGCGCGAGGGCGGGGAGUCACAGACGGGCCUGGUCCGACUCGCUGCGACAUGUUGGGCCUGGGCCGGGGCCCAUGAAGAAUGGUCUAAAUGAUCCGGAAGCGAUGAAGGCUGAGCGGAGUCUGAGGUGGAUGAAGAGCAUGCCGAGGGCGAGGGCCCGAAGCCCAAGCCCGGUGCCGAGCCCGCCGGCCCAAAUGAAGUCGCCGCAGCCCAAGGGGGUUAUGUACGCGAGACACACGAGGAUGGUGAAAAUGGACCGGGAAGAAGACGAGGGAGGGAGAGGGAUUAUGGAUGCGGCGUCGUGUGGGUGCGGGAGCAAGAGGGAGAUUAUGAAGCAUUUGGUGGUAUCGAUGAAGGGAAGGCCGCCGGCGGCGGCGGAGGAAGAAGCUGUGGCGGAGGCGGCGGAGGCGGCGGCGGAGGAGGCAGAGGAGAAGAAGAACGAAGAGGACCGACCGCCGAAGCUUUCGAGGAGGAAGAGACUGAUGAGGAAGUUGAGCUUCAAUAGGGGUCGAAACGGCGACGUGGAAGGGGAGAAACGUGCGUCGGAGGGAAGGAAAAUUGUGCAGUCGAAGAGUGGUCUGCUAGGUUGCGUGGGUAUCAAGAACAAGAUUUACGCAGGUUGCUGAAAUGUUUUUUCCCCCACUCCUCUCUCUCUUAACAGUUCUUUCAAUAUUCAUUUUGUACAGCUAAAUUUAUUUCGUGUGAGAAGUUGUUACUCUACAAUUUGCGGGUUAAUCACUGACUUAUAGUGACUUGAUUUUUAUUUGUAACUGUAAGUCAAUUUAUUUCAAUUUUUUUAAUAUCUCUCGGCAAUGGUUUGAACAUAGAAUGUGAUUGAAUAUUCAUAUUCCUACAUUAUUAUUGUGCAUUGGUUCAAUCUUACAAGAUUUUUACCAAGUUUUUUACUUCGUUUUUAUCUAUUUUUCAGUAUUUGUAAGUUGUGAUUGUGUAUUUUUUUUUCCUUGUUGGGAAUGGUACUACUAAAAAUGUAAAGUUUCAUUUAUUCUAAUCAACGAUUGUAAUGCGC
Linum trigynum is the source of this 1619-nucleotide messenger RNA. NCBI's taxonomy places the organism in Eukaryota, Viridiplantae, Streptophyta, Magnoliopsida, Malpighiales, Linaceae. The record is from the annotation of a GenBank genome assembly.